GGGUAUUUGAUAUCGAGGAUCCUUGGGAAGUACAUACUCCCGAUAGAAGUGUACAUUUUAAAUGGGUAAGGGUCAUGGUUAAUGUUAGGGGUAAGGGUCAAGGUCAUGGUUAAGUCGUUAGGCUAGGGUAUGGCUGUCCCAAGCAUCCCGUCUAGCACUAAUCGGACCGCCAGGAAAAAUAUAAUAACAUCCGUUUACGCCAUAUCCUGUUUCAGCUGUUAAAGAAACAAUGGCGUUGCUUCUAAGGACACUAGCCCGACAGGGCACUUGCUUGUCCCGCCCUCAGUUUGGUGUUUUCUACAGACAUGCUGUUCCAAUGGGAACCACAGCAAAGGAGGAAAUGAACAAGUUCUGGGCCAAAAACAACAAAUUGAACCGACCCAUGUCGCCACAUAUCACCAUCUACCAGUGGUCGGUGCCUAUGAUGAUGUCCAUCACACACAGAGGCACGGGAGUGGGACUCAGUGGAGGUAUCUCAGCAUUUGCUCUCUUAGCGUUGGUGUUGCCAGGUAACUACCCAUACUACCUUGACCUGAUCCACUCCCUGUCCAUCGGCCCUGCUCUACUCGGUCUAGCUAAGUUUGGCAUUGCCUUCCCUCUGUCCUACCACACCUUGAAUGGAAUCCGCCAUCUGUUCUGGGACAGUGGUAAGGGAUUUACGCUUCCUGAGGUGUAUCGCUCGGGCUACGUGGUCAUCGUGCUGUCAAUACUGACCUCCAUUGCUGCCAUUGCAUACAUGUGAGCAGCAUGGCGGAGGAAGGGAGGAGGAAGCGAGGUGGAGAGAAUAUGGAGGGAGGGAUGAAGUGGUUGUUUUGUUUAUAUAUUCUGGUCUUUGUGUCACCAACACAGUAAUUGAAUGGAUAAAUGUAUAAAUAAAUAAAAUGUUUUGUGGUUUAUCAUGGAAAGGUUUAGCCUGGUCAAUCAGUUAACAUGGUCUCCGGGGUAGACGUAACAUAAAUGUGAAUCCGGGCGACUCAAUUACUAGGAUAUGCUACGUUUCGUAUGGUAUAUAUUCAUUUGUGGAUGUUUCGCAUGGUAUGUUAUAAAUUGCAAUUUGUAUAAUAUGUUACAAAUUGCAAUUCGUACAAUAUGUUACAAAUUUGCAAAACGUAUGAUAUGUUAAGAAUUCCAAUUUGUUGUGGCUAACGUUAGCUCGGUGGCUAAUGUUAGGUAGAUUAGGGGUGAAAGGAAUAUCUUUAAAAAGUCAUAAGUAGUUGCUAAAAUUGUCCGUGAUUAGUUUCAAACACGCAUUCAUUCUUUGGGUUGCUAGACGUUCACGUUAUUCACCCAUCCAACCACUCUACUUUCAUUGUUGCCUUAAGUAAUUUUCUGUCUUAUGUAACCAUACAUAUCAUACUGAUUUGAGGGUGCCGGAUUUAGAUGUACUAUGUUAUGUCUAGUCUAUGAGACCAGGCUGGCUGUGCUCAAGUUUAAUUUCAAGUGAAAUGCAUGCAAAAUAUUAGUGAAAUAAAUUAAACACAAUGGGUGCUACAAAA
Salmo salar (Atlantic salmon) is the source of this 1496-nucleotide messenger RNA. It is a transcript of the gene sdhc, whose product is annotated as succinate dehydrogenase complex, subunit C, integral membrane protein. Gene Ontology annotation, molecular function: electron transfer activity. The record is from RefSeq and is a predicted model, not a curated record. Lineage: Eukaryota; Metazoa; Chordata; Actinopteri; Salmoniformes; Salmonidae. Gene Ontology annotation, cellular component: membrane; respiratory chain complex II (succinate dehydrogenase). Gene Ontology annotation, biological process: tricarboxylic acid cycle; mitochondrial electron transport, succinate to ubiquinone.